UUUGCGUAACAUUUUUCAUUUUACAACGUAUUCAUUCCCGACCAACCAUUCGUGAAACUUCGUUAAAGUUCUUUAUGCAAAAAUUAAGAUUUUUGUCGAUAAUUCUUUACCUUGAAAUUUGUUUGAUUGCGAUACGUAUAUUUAAAAAUAUUUAUUGAUCGAUACUCACAUUUAAGAAAAUUUCUUUAUCGGUAGUAUUAUAGAAAUCUAUCCAGCUUUCCAUGCUCGGUAAUGGCGGCCUGUUUGUAUGAAUAAAUGUAUCCUUCACUGUGCUAUCUGGAGGUUCGGAUUUUGACCCUUCUCUUUCCCUCUUCCAGGAACAGAAGAAAAUGGAACAACAUACGCCCUCCAGUUAGUGUCAAAAAGCACAGUGAAGGAUACAUUUAUUCAUCCAAACAGGCCGCGAUUACCGAGCAUAGAAAGCUGGAUAAAGGUGCCAUAAUAAAUUUCGUCCAAUUUCGAUAUAUCGCAAGGGCUUGAGCUUUCUUCAUAGAUAUUAAUCUAAAACUAUUUAAAUUCUUAUACCAUCGUAUCGUUGCACUUCGCUAAAGAACAACAAAGAAUGCCAUCGAUGCAGAUUCAUAAUCCUCUUGUUAUCGAUUUGCACCGCUGGGUAAAAAGAGUUCGAUACAUCAUGUGACAGAUGGCUAUGUUUAUAAAAUUUCUGAAUGAACAAAUAAACACGAAGAUGUCCGAUCCAAGUUUCAAUCCUGAAAUUGAGGAAGAGGUGCUGGAGGAAACUCAAAAUAAUCAGGCAGUAGUAGUAACACUUCCGCUAGAUGUAUACAACGAGCAAGCGGAUUCAAUAAGAGCGCUACAGGCCGAUGUGACUUUUAUUAAGGAGCAAAUACAAAUCCUGGUCCAGCAAGGAUUGCCACCGGGUACAUCGUCAACAUCAACACAGGAUUUUUUUAAUCCGAUUAGAGAGUUCAUGCCUCUGGGAUCCACUGAUGCAUUGAUCAGAUUCGAGGAGUUGCUGGGAAAAAACGACAACAAAAAGAAAUUUGAAAAGUUCUUAGCAUCUUUCGUACUGUUUAAAAAGCCUCUGAAAGAGAUAACCGUGGCUUUCAUUGAGAAAGUGUAUGACCUUGCAUUGCAGUCUCAAGUGAGCUAUUCUGGGGCUGGUGGCAAACAGGCAUUAAAAAGUUUGUGCUCGACACAAGUAUUAAUAAAAGCUCUCGUCGAUCAUUCGCUCUUUGACAACACGGAGAACCCAGCAGCCCAAGCGUGUGUCGAAUUUCGGUACCAAAUGCAACACGCAUGUGAUCGGAUUAGGAGCAGUAAGCGCAAGCAAUCUGGGUCCGUAAGCCGACAACGAGUCAGCAGACAAAAGUUGACUGUUCCGCUGCUUAAGAUGGAGCUUAACGAUGGCCACAAUGAGGAUGAAGUCUUGGAUGAGGACACUGAGUAAGAUCUUGAAAUUAAAAAGAAAUUUUUGCUCUUGUUUUUUUUUUUAAUAAAAGCGGUAACAAACUAUAACACCUGUUAUAAUCUUAUUGUUAUUUAAAUGUAUGAAUCAGUGGUGUUACAAAAUAAUCCGAGCCAUAUAAAUUGUAUGGUAAGCAAACCAUUUUGCAUAUUGAUGGAUUUAGAGGAAAUGUCUUUACACAGUUUUCGAAAUUUCCCAAAAGCAUACUCAAUUUUAACGUCAACUUUGAAUUACACAGUGAUUCUUCUACUUUAAACUCCUGUCCUGUAACAUAGAUACUUACAUCUUUUUUUUUCAAAAAACCUCACUCGCAAAAUAACAAUUUCGUUAAAGAAUUCCACAUGAUGCAGUUGUCACUUUUCUUAUCUGCCCGAACAGUGAAAUUAGGAUAGGUAAAUCUAUAAAAUUUAUGACGAUUAUAUUCAAAAUGGCUUAAAUUGAGUAAGUUAUCGUUUGCUACCACACCAGUAACAGAGUUGAGUUCCUCCUGAAGCCUGUU
This is a messenger RNA of Ochlerotatus camptorhynchus, 1928 nucleotides long. RefSeq lists its product as uncharacterized. The transcript has 3 exons. Lineage: Eukaryota; Metazoa; Arthropoda; Insecta; Diptera; Culicidae. The record is from RefSeq and is a predicted model, not a curated record. The coding region runs from base 644 to 1411 and encodes 255 amino acids.